Prorocentrum cordatum is the source of this 4329-nucleotide messenger RNA. The record is from the annotation of a GenBank genome assembly. NCBI's taxonomy places the organism in Eukaryota, Dinophyceae, Prorocentrales, Prorocentraceae.
AUGGCCGCCCCGUCGUGCUUCGGCCUGCUCGUUCCUCUCUGGACCGCGUGCAUGGCGCCCAGGAAGCGGCCUGCCGCCGCCGCCGCUCCAGAGUCGCCCCCCGAGCCUGGGCGGCGGACCGCGGCGAAGUCGAAGGCGAGGGCGGGAGAGGGAGGCGGCGAGCGCCUCGCAGAGGCCGUGGGGGUCGAGGGCGCAGCGCCGCGAGCGGAGGCGACAGCGGAGGCGACAGAGGAGGCGGCAGCGGAGGCGACAGCCGCAGCGCAGGAGGCGCGUGCCCUGCCGACGAAAGAGGAGGCGCGCUCGCCCCCCCCGAAGAAAGCUCCGAAAGGGGCUCGCGACCAGGCGCAGAUCAACACGAUGCUCACUGGAUUGAGGCAAGUGGCGAAGGCCAAGGACGGCGAGAGGGCCUCCGAGGCGCAGGUCGCGCUCGACUCCUACAAGAAGAUGGAUUGGGAGCAGCAGGAGAGCUUUCUUGAUGUGUGGCGCAAGAACGGAUCUUCCUGGAAGGGGUCCCUCGCCUGGACGGUCCAGUUCAGGGAGUCGCGCGGCAAGCGCGACGAGACGACCGUUGGCUCGAAUGCCAAUUGGCGCACGCCUGGCCAGAUCUUGAAGGAGGUCGGGUAUCAGAUCAGCGACUUUGACGACGUCAAAACGGCCAUCGCCUUCGCUGUGGCCGAGGCCGAGGACAACCAGAAGCAAUACGGCACGGAGCACGCCGACCCCGUGCGGAGCCGCUACUACUUCAUCGUCGACCACGGGAAGACCAGGGAUAUCACGUCGGGGACGUCCCAGAUGCUCACGGGAAAGCCGUGCGAGAGCAAGGUGAGAGCGCUGGCGGGCGGGGGGGUCUUUCAGUCGCUGGGCGUCGCCGCGAAGGAGAAGAUUGAGGAUCGCGAGGCGCUGGCGGCAAAGCUUGACGGUAUCAAGCACGUCGAAGAAGUUUUGCAGACCUCCAUCGGCGAGGCCGAGGAGCUCUGUGCGAGGGCCGAUAUCUGCGCGGAGGACAGCGACAAGGACGAGAUGGCCAAGCUCGCGAAGGCUCUCGGGGAGGCGACGCAGGACGGCGAGACCCACAAGAAGUGCGCGACGGAGAGGCUGGCCGACCUUAGCAGCACCAUGGCGGACGAGACCGCGGUGACGCUGCUCCUGGAGGCGGCGGAGGAUAUCAACAAGCGGCGGCGCGCGGCGGCCGCGGUCUUGCAUCCCACCAGCAAGGGCCUGCAGGAGUUCAUGGACGACGGUGAUGGCGACGACACGGGCUACGACGAGGCCACGGGCGACUACGCCAGCUACGACGGUGGCAAGGACACCACCGACGGUGGCAAGGGCUACGACGGUGGCAAGGGCGACGGUGGCACGGGCAUCGCCAACGGCUACGACGGUGGCAAGGGCAGCUCGAGCAAGGGCUUCGACAAGGGCCACGACGAUGGCAAGGGCAGCGGCGAAGGCUACGAUAUCGACAAGGGCCGCGACAAAGGCUACCACGGUGACAGGGGCGGCGCGGGCUACGACGGUGGCAAGGGCGACAAGGGCCACGACCGCCGCUACGACCCGUACAGCUCCAAGUGGUAUGACCGCCACAGCUCGUGGUACGACCGCGACGGCGAUGACUACGACACCAGGUGGUGCGACCGCAAGCGCUGGGGCGACUACGACAAGGGCUCGAGCAAGGGCUGCGACACCAGAGGCUACGACAGCUCGGGAUACGACAAGAGUGACAACUACCAGCGUGGCUACGACAACCGUGGUUACAACAGCCGUGGCUACGACAACCGUAGAUACGACAACAGUUGCUACGACAACAGUGGCUACGACAACCGUGGCUACGACAAUUGCGACAACAGUGGCUACGACAGCCGUGGCUACGACCGCAAGGGCGACAAGGGCUACGAUCGCAAGGGCUACGGCGUCGGCAAGGGCUACGACGGUGACACGGGCUACGACGGUGAUCCAAGCUACGACCGUGGCGAUACAGGCUACGACAGUGGCAAGGGCAUCGACAGUGGCAAGGGCUACGACGGCGGCAAGGGCGAUAAGGGCCACGACGGCGGCAAGGGCUGGCGCGAGGAGAAGUCCCGCGGCGGGCGCCACAUCAGGCUGGCGAAGGCCCUUGCCACCAAGGAGCAGCUGAGCGGGCUGCAGGACAUGAUGUCGGACCGCGGCAAGGCCGACUACAUCGGGUGGAGCAAGCGGCACGACAGCACCCAGGGCCUCAUCAAGGCCAAGAAGUCGGGCGGCGACGCGGCGGUCGGCGACGUGAUCUCCUUCUUCGACUGCCACGUGGCCCCGCAGCCCGGCUGGGUGAAGGAUUUCUUUAGGCUCAUCGGCGAGAAUUAUCGCCGCAUGGUCAUUCCACAGAUCACUGCCCUGGACGUGGACACCUGGUCGCAGAAAGGCAGCGGCGGGGGCAUGGCCAAGUGCUACGUCACCUGGGACGGAGACUUCAAAUGGGGCGGCAGCACGGACGACAUGUACAUGGGGAUGCUGUCCGGAGGCUUGCUUGCGAUGUCUCGCCGAUGGUGGAUCGAGAGCGGCGGCUACGACGACCAGAUGCUUGGCUGGGGCGGAGAGAACAUCGACCAGGGGAUCCGCAUGUGGGUCUGCGGCGGCGAGAUCGUGGCGGCGCCCAACUCGCAGGUUGCGCACAUGUGGAGACUGGGGAGCGACAAGAGGACCGUGAAGCGCUACAAGUCGGUGGGCGACUCGGAGUUCAACCGCGCCCGCGCCAUCCACGCUUGGAGCGGUGAGUUUUCGGAGAAGCUGUACCAGUACGCCGGCUUCCAGUCCCGGAGGGCACGGGGCGGCCCAGAGUGGAUUGGGGAUAUGGGGAAUUUCGACAGGGCGAAGGAGAAGCUCAAUGGCUGUAGGCCAUUUGCGUGGUACCUGCGUCGUUUCAAAGCCGUCUACGAGGACGCCGGCCUGAUCCCCAGCGAGAUCUUCAUGAUCAAGCAUCAGGAGACCGACAAGUGCCUCUUCUACCAGGGCAGGGCUGGCACCUCUGGCCAGGGCAAGGAGGGCGUGGUCCUGCGGGACUGCGACCCUUCUGUGGACAGGUUCAUGUGGCACCUGGGCAACCAAAGGCCUUCCGACACUGCAUACUACGCAUCCGGGCCGAUGGCCUCCGUGAGCGCGCUGCGUGCUGGCGCCGCCCUGUGCCUCGCGAUCGCCGCGCCCGCGUGUGGCUUACAGGCCUCCGCGGAGGGCGAGGACGCGUCCUUGGAACUGCAGGAUUGGCCCUGGAGCCGGCGUUCGGCCCCCGGCCGCGGCGGCGAGCGAGCGCCCCCUGGCACCGGCAAGGUAUUGCUGAGCACCAUGACGUUCCCCGAGGACAACCUGCCGCUGGACGUCACGGUCGCCCACCAGGUGCGCAUGGUAUCCAAGUACCCCGACACCAUCCAGCACGUCAUCGUGGACAACCGCCCGCCCUGGAUGGAGCCCGUGAACCGUCAGGAGACUAUCCUGCAGAGCAUGAGCAAGAACAAGAUCUCGACCGUGCGCAGAGUAGAUUACAGCGUAUACGACUCUCCGAAGUACCUCCAGAAGUUCUUUGAGACAGGCAACGAGACCGAUUCGUGCAAGACCCUGGAGGACGCGCACGACAUGUCGGACAUCAGCGGGCAGCACAUGUCCUCGAACACGCACGGUAUGUUCAACUUCUUGGAGGCAUGCUUGACCGCGGAAGCGGCCGUGGAUCUGUGCGUUUUCCUCGACCCGGACAUUGUCGUCUACAGAAAGGACAAGGGCAUGAUCGAGAUGGCGCGCGAGGUUUUUGCGGCCCAGCCAACGGCGAUAGCGCUGAACCCACCGACAAUGUGCAGCGCCUUCGACGAGGCUGGUUCGGACACCUGCAAGACGAAGAGGCCGGGGAUGCUAAGCCAGCGCUACCUGAUCAUCAACCGCCAGCGCCUGACAAGCGCCUUGCCUCUCAAGAUCCCGCACGAGGAGUUCAACGUGAACUUCGAGCACCUCUUCGGCGACUCUCUGCGCCGCGUCAACUCGGGUGGGCAGCGCAUGAUCUGCAGCGGCGCAUUCGCGAUCCACCCCUUCAGCGCCCGUUGGGCGCACUGCCGCAACAAGAAGGAGAACCUGAACAUCGAGCGCCACUCCAAGCUCGUCGCGCAAUCCGCGAAAAAGGAGACGUCGGGCGACUACCACAGCUUCGACAUGACCAUGGUGGAGGGGCUCAAGGAGAUGAUCUCCCGGGUCGAGGCCGGCAAGCUGGCGAAGCCGCAGGAGUCUGGCGAACCCGCAGAACUCCAGAGCGUUUCCAAUAUGUGCGAAGACAUGUGCGUCGACCCGAACCGCAUCGCUCAGGGGCUCGCGUGGUAA